Molecule: messenger RNA, 616 nt
Organism: Megalops cyprinoides (Indo-Pacific tarpon)
Lineage: Eukaryota; Metazoa; Chordata; Actinopteri; Elopiformes; Megalopidae
Gene: prlh
Product: prolactin releasing hormone
Exons: 3
Coding region: 227-490 (87 amino acids)
Biological process (GO): G protein-coupled receptor signaling pathway; response to peptide hormone; feeding behavior
Molecular function (GO): prolactin-releasing peptide receptor binding; neuropeptide hormone activity
Source: RefSeq, a predicted model, not a curated record
AGCCUCCUCCAAAUACCUGCCGUAUCCUCACCGAGUCCCCCUCUGCACCCUGCCUGGAGAGCCACACUCUGAAGCAUCAGGACCGUCACAGCUGCGCAGAGCUACGUUCCAGCCGAGACGGCCGGCUUUUGGACCACCACCUGUGUGUUGUAUUCCUCCACUGAUUGGCAGCCCCAGCUGCUGUCCCCGCCCCCUCGGCUGUGCUGAAACUCGACACCUCCCAGGCAUGAAGCUUUGUGCCAUCCUCUGCACCCUCAUGCUGCUGCUGUCCCUGGCACUGCCCAAGUCGCACGGCAGGUACCCACAGCGCUCCAUGGAGAUCAGAAACCCGGACAUCGACGCCUCCUGGUACACGGGACGGGGGAUCAGGCCAGUGGGGCGUUUCGGCCGACGGGAAUUGGGGGUCGGCAGGGGGCCGGGGAACGCGAUGCGCAGGGUGUGUCUCCCCAUUGCCACUGACGAUGAUGGCGACGCGUCCCUCGAUCAGUGAGGAACCCCCUCCCCCCCCCACCCCUCUCAGCUUUUUGUUUCCUGUGAUUUUUCCCUUUUUUUGCUGAUUAAAGACUUGUAAAUAUGGCAACCAAAGACUCACUGUGAAUCCCGCCGCUCCUGGCAA